Molecule: messenger RNA, 834 nt
Organism: Eremomyces bilateralis CBS 781.70
Lineage: Eukaryota; Fungi; Ascomycota; Dothideomycetes; Eremomycetales; Eremomycetaceae
Exons: 3
Coding region: 263-745 (160 amino acids)
Molecular function (GO): protein binding
Source: RefSeq, a predicted model, not a curated record
UACGCAGCGACGGCUUCUGGCGCAUGCGGCUGGUUGUUCAUCGAUACUGAAAGGCGCAAAUGGCGGGAUGGAGUGGGCAUUACACAACCUGGGCGACCUCUACAAAGACCAAGGGAAACUAAAGGAGGCAGAAGAGAUGUACAUGCGAGCGCUGCAAGGAAAGGAGGAGGCACUUGGACCGAAUCACACUUCGACGCUCGACACGGUUCACAACCUGGGUCUCCUCUACUCUGACCAAGGGAAACUGAAGGAGGCAUAAGAGAUGUACAUGCGAGCGCUGCAAGGAUACGAGGAGAUACUUGGACCGAAGCACACAUCGACGCUCGGCACGGUCAACUGCCUGGGCACACUCUACGCCAACCAAGGGAAACUGAAGGAGGCAGAAGAGAUGUAUAUACGAGCGCUGCAAGGAUACGAGGAGGCACUGGACUCUGAGACCCUUCCGAGAUACCGACCGGCCCUCAACACUAUAUCAAAUCUCGGCGAUAUCUUUGCAACCAAAGGGGAGGUACAUAAGGCUAAAACCAUGUACACACGUGCUCUUACUGGCUUCCAGGUUCUUCUUGGGCCAUCCUGUGAUCAAUGUCAGCAGUUUGAGGAUCGACUGUUCUCCCUUGAUCUUUCGAAAGAAGAGCUCGCGGACAUGAGCGGGACAGAGGAAGUGGCUGAGGUGGUAGAUGGGAAAGGUGCAAAGAGCGGACGUCGGUCAGUUGUGAGAAGAUUUAUGCGCAAACUUGUAAGAUGAAGGCAGUUGAUAGUGAUUCGAUAAGAGAUAACUACCCCAUUUAGCAAUUAAUAUUGCUACUGAUACUUUGUUGCAUUGUCCUAUUUCCG